Messenger RNA from Apus apus (common swift), 4041 nucleotides. RefSeq names its product NEDD4-binding protein 2-like 2. Gene Ontology annotation, cellular component: nucleus. The record is from RefSeq and is a predicted model, not a curated record. The transcript has 10 exons. Lineage: Eukaryota; Metazoa; Chordata; Aves; Apodiformes; Apodidae. Gene Ontology annotation, molecular function: transcription corepressor activity. The coding region runs from base 91 to 4041 and encodes 1316 amino acids. Gene Ontology annotation, biological process: negative regulation of transcription by RNA polymerase II.
CCGGUGCUGCCCUGCCCCCGCCGGCCGGGAGUGCGCAGCUCGCCGAGGCGGAGGACGGGCGGGGCUGUGUGUGCGCGCCUCAGCUCUGAGAUGCUUUAUGCUGAAAAUGAAGUAAAGCUCUUGGAAUGUCAGGAUGACAUCACAGUUGAACCAUGUUCUAAAAAAGUGAAAUCUACAGAAGGAGCUUAUGAGAAACUCCCUGAUGAUGAUAACCAAGGUAUUAAAGAGGAAAUGGAUGAUGAGAGAACAUCAGAUGAUUUGAUGCCGGUAGAUGCCUUAGAUAACGAAAGACAACGUGAAAUGCAAAAGCAAGACAAAAUACCUACUGGUGCAUUGAGAACAGUGAAUGAAGUGCUCCCUGACUAUAAUCUAGUGCUUAAUCUGCCAAUUGAUAGAGAAACUGUGCACAAUGUAAAUCCUCCAGUUGCAUCAAUAAAUGACACUGAAGUUGAAGAAAAUAAAGACCCUUUUAUUACAGAUAAUGCUAGUAAAGAUAAUAAGAGAAAUAGCAAUAUAUCAUUCUCAAUAAAGAGAAAUGCAUCAGAUGAAGAGUUUUUUACAAGCAAAGAAUUUAUAGGACCAAUUUACAAGCCUGCCAAUAGCAACAAACAGGAAGAAUCUGGGAGUUGCAAUGAAGGUAGUAGCAGUGGGGGAGAUCAGAACAAAUUGCAUGAAAAGAGAUCUAAAAGAAAGGAGGCAAAUAAGUUGCAGACUAUUUCUUCUGCUGUACCAGAAAUAGAUGAUGAACUGGACCAGUUCUAUAAAGAAAUUUACCAGUUGGAAAGUGAAAAUUUAGAUACUGCUAUUCAGGAAAAAGAAAUAGAAACUUCUCAGGAACAACAUUCGCCAUAUAACUGUAGUCAAACCUCACAAGAGGAUUAUCAACAUGCAUUGUUGGGCAGCCCACAACCGUUUUACGAGACUGGAGGUUGUUUCUCUGGGGAGCAGAAAACUGAGAAAACAAACAAUGAGCAGCAGUUUCUCCUGGAAACAAGUGGCUGGAAAACUGAAAAUACCCUUGAUGGACAAGCACAUUCUAGAUACUGGAACUACUCAGUGCCUGAAUUCAGACCUGCUUGGCAGUCAGCAGAGUCUUUCAUAGUACCUCAGGGUCCUCUUGCUCCUAGAUUCAACCAUCAGCCUCAUUUUCAGAUACUUAAUUACCCACCAGAAAAAACAAAUGCGCUCCCUUCUCACAAUGGUGAACUUUUAAACAAAAAUUAUCAUGGUUACCAUGGACAUACUAACAUCAACGAUCAUGGUCCAUUGCUUGAUCAAAGUACCAACUAUACUGAUAUCCAUACUACUCAGGUCUUCAGAAAUGGAAAUAACGAACAGAACAGACUCCAAAAUAAUGGUUUCUGUGAAACCAGAGACGAGUGUUGGAAGGAUCCAAAAGCUGACAAUACAGAAGGAAUACACAGCUUUUCUUCCUUGCAGUUACCCGAAGAAAGAUUUGGUUGUUCACAGAAAUGGCUUCUAAUCUUAAGAGGCCUCCCUGGUUCAGGGAAAUCAACACUUUCUCGUAUUCUGCUUGGUCAAAGCCAUGAUGGCAUUGUAUUCAGCACUGAUGAUUAUUUUCGUCAGCAAGAUGGAUAUACAUACAAUGCUGCUCAGCUUGGUGAUGCCCAUGACUGGAACCAGAAGAGAGCAAAACAAGCAAUGGAGCAAGGAAAAUCUCCAGUUAUAAUAGACAACACUAAUACUCAAGCCUGGGAAAUGAAGCCAUAUGUGGAAGUGGCUCUGGAAAAGGGGUACAGAGUGGAGUUCCAUGAGCCAGAUACUUGGUGGAAGUUUGAUCCUGAAGAAUUAGAAAAGAGGAAUAAACAUGGGGUCACUCGUGAGAAGAUUGCUCAGAUGUUGGAACGAUACGAAUAUCAAAUAUCCAUACCUAUUGUCAUGAAUUCAGUGGUACCUCCCCACAAAAACACUCAAAGGCCACCUCUGCAGCGAAGACAUAGGGAGAAAAUUUUAAAGAAGAACUGUGGGCACUUAGGGACAAAUGGAAAGCAGAGGAAAAAGCGACAAAGAAACAACAAAAUGAAAGGUCAUAAUACAGAAAUUACAAGGAAAAAGUUAGGUGGAGCAGUUCAUCAUCCACUUCCAGAUGACCCGGACACAUUGGAAAGUGAAGAGGAUGAUUCAGAAGAAGAAAACAGCAAAUCAUUGUGCACCUUCAGUGAAGGUCCAGAGGAUCCAGCAACAGUUUGUGAAGAGCAGGUUAAUAAUGAUGAUGAAAGUCUAAAAGAAGCUGCUGUAGUUUCAAAAGAAAAGUUUUCAGUCACUGUGUUUGAGGUCCCCAUGAUGUCACACAGUGCACUGAAAAAUGAAUUGCCUGUAGAAAGUGACAGUUCACUUCUAAUAGCUGUAGAAUCUUGUUCUACUGAAAACCUAACAAAAAACCUGUUCAGUGAUGAGGAAACAAAUCAAAAGCACAAAGAAAUUCUUCACAGAAGCAGUUUCCUAAAAAUAAGCAAGGAUAAAAAUUCUAUCCAGGAAACAGAAGGCAUUUCUGAAGAUGAUAACAGGCCAAUGUUAAGCGCAGAAAACAAACUCAGAUCGUAUCAAGUUACAUGUGACCCUGAUGUGGAAGCUAAGCUUUUCAGUUUAAACAGUGAAGAAAAAGAAAUCUCUCAGUGUUACAUUUCAAACAUAUGUGAUACUGUGCCUGAUACAGAGGACAAAAGAGCAUUAAAAGGAGAAGAGAAUAGUUCUAAUGCUUGGGCUUUUUUUCCAAUUAAUUUACCUACAGAAGAAUUGCAGCAGGGCUUUGAUACACAAGUUUCUAUCUCUUCUUGGUCUGAGGAUAAAUUUGUAUGUGAACAGAAACCCAAAAAAAUGAGGCAACCUAAACAGACUCAUUCUAACAGUUCAACACAGCUGAACUGCUGUUGGUCAAAUGAAGGAUUGGUAAAGGAAAGCCAUUGGGUAGCAGUAACUGAGGAAGCUGGUAAUGCAAUUAGCAAUGGUCUGUCAGCAUCUCCAGCUGGUGAAGUGCUCUUUGAUUCCCUUGGAGAAGCUGGGGCCACCUUCAUGCAGCAUUUGAGUGAAGCAAAUGUUCCAAGAAAGGAUGCUGCACCAACUACAUCAAAGAGGAAAGGAUGCAGAAGAAUUGUCAACUUAGCACCAAAGUUUAAUCUCCCAAGACAGAUUGCUGGUAGUACGGAAGGGGAGAAAGAAGUCCUAGUAAAAGAUGAUGUUCCUCAAAAAAGUGUUUUGGAAGUGGAGCAAAAGAGCUUUCUAAGCGAGGUCUGUGGAGGGGAGCAUGAGCAGAACUGUGCAUUGCAGGAAUAUUCUGCACCUUACAGUGGCACUGAGGCAACCUAUUCCUUACCCACCCCAGAUGCAGAUGCUCUGUUACAUGAUAUUUCUUACACUCAUUCAGGACAAUCUUCUCCUAUGCCAAAAUAUUCCUGCAGGGCUUGUAUAGUUUCCAGGAGAAAGGUGGAGCAAGAUAGAACUUCUAAGCAGCAACAGGUACUUGAUAAGAAAGAAGGCAAGACUGAACAUGUUUCUUCAGAGGUUACAAAUAGCCAGCCAGAUAUUUUAUCUUCUGUUAAAGCUGUUUCUGAAGACCCAGAAGAUUCUAGUACCUUGACAAGCUGUGGUGAAAAUGUGCACGAAGCAGAUGAUCCAGAGCCAGCAGAGGUCUCACAAUUUGAAGAUAGUCAAGAUGUGAAUGUGAAAUGUAGUUUUCUAGGACUUCCCUUGUCAUUGGCAUUUGCUUUUCAGCUUGUGCAGCUUUUUGGUUCUCCAGGUCUUCCACUGGAGUCCUUGUUGCCAGAUGAUUAUGUAGUUCCUCUUGACUGGAAAGUUUCAAAGAUGAUCUAUUUACUGUGGAAGACCUCUGUGGAGGAAAAACAGAAAACAAAUGAAUUGCAGAAUGGAAAGGCCUUGGCUGAUGAUAUUAAUCUUGAAGAUCUAAAUAAAAAAUGCCAAGAAAACCAGGACUCUUCUGAAACACAUCCAGAAAGGGAGCAGUUUCAAGGGGUGAUAGAGGAGAACAUCGUGACCUGCCCCAGUGUUGACUGUCGUGACUGA